AUGGACGAUCUUUUAACGGGCGCCAACACGAUUGCAGAUGCUGUUAAUUUAAGAGAGGAGGUGAUAAACACUAUGAACAGUGCUGGAUUCGUAUUACGAAAAUGGAUAUUUAAUGAGCAUGCAUUAUUGACAAAUAUAUCGAAUAAUAAUGACGAUCCAAUGUUCAUCCUAAAUAUAGACGGCACCGCGGUAAAGACGCUAGGAUUGUACUGGGAUCCUCGGACGGACGCUUAUCAGUACAAAAUUAGUAAUCGCAAUUAUACUAACGACCUGGCGAUGUCGAAAAGAAAAGUAUUGUCUACCAUUGCGACAAUUUACGAUCCGUUAGGAUUAAUCGGUCCUGUAAUCGUAACCGCAAAAAUUCUAAUGCAAAAGCUAUGGCAACACAAAUUAGAAUGGGAUGCUGUAUUGCCGGCGCAAUUAAAGGAAGAAUGGGGCAAUUAUCUUGAAGAGUUAACUGACAUUGAAAAUAUAAAAAUUCCACGAAGAAUAAUAGGCGUCGAGAAUAAUAAUGAAAUCGAAAUGCACGGUUUUGCCGACGCAUCAAUUUGCGCGUAUGGGGCAUGCAUUUACUUAAAGGCUACGGACGAAUACGGCAACUGCACAGCGCGGCUAGUCGCCGCGAAAUCACGCGUAGCGCCCUUAAAGGUAGUAUCGCUAGCCCGAUUAGAGCUUUGCGCUGCCGUGUUAUUAAUACAGCUGGUAGAAAAGGUGAUACCGAUUUUAAAUAUAAAAAUAAAAAAUAAGUAUUAUUGGACCGACUCGGCCAUAGUAAACCCUGGCUAA
Molecule: messenger RNA, 786 nt
Organism: Rhopalosiphum padi (bird cherry-oat aphid)
Lineage: Eukaryota; Metazoa; Arthropoda; Insecta; Hemiptera; Aphididae
Exons: 1
Coding region: 1-786 (261 amino acids)
Source: RefSeq, a predicted model, not a curated record